GUCGGCAGGGUCGAAGCCCUGCUUUCACCGGAUCUAUCACGCUUGUCCUACUAAGAAACUGCGACGCACAGAAAUGUACCUCCAAAGUCCCUUCGAACCUUGCCCGGAACCACCGAUUCAGAACUAUCACGACUUUCAGUUCGGAUUGCCCAACGUUGUGGCUACGAAGGACUAUACUGUGUUCAUAGACGCCUUCACGAACGAGCGCAGGACAUUGAGAGAGUUUCAGGCGAGGGUUUCAGAUGCUGCGACGGCUCUGGCAGCGUUAGGGCUGGAGGGGGAGAAGGGAGAUGUGGUCGGGAUUCUGAGCGAGAAUAACAUGGAAUUCCCCACACUUGUUCACGCCUUGAUUAAAGUCGCAGUCCCGAUGGCUCUUGUGCCUUCAUUCUCUACGCCCUCAGAAACCACGGCUCUGAUGAAGCUUGCGAGGGUGACACAGCUGUUCGUUAGUCCGAAGAAGCUCCCUAUGGCAAGAGAAGCUGCGAGGAAGAUUGGGCUCCCGGACGAGAAGAUCUAUAUUCUUCAAGGGAAGGUCGAAGGACGACGAAGUUUGGCCGAUAUGAUAAAUGAUGUCAGAGCGAACGGGACCCUUCGUGUGGCGUCGCGUCCGGUGAAGAAGGAUACACUUGCGUAUUUGAUCUUCUCGAGUGGGACGUCUGGGCUUCCAAAAGCCGUAAUGCUUUCACACCGAAACCUUUGCUGCUCACUAUUGCAGUCCAUUCAACUCGCUAAGGAAGUGGCGAAAUACGGCACCACUCAACCGUCAACAGCAGAUGCACCCGCCGUCAGCAUCGCGUUCCUUCCCAUGUAUCAUGCCAUGUGUCUCCAUAAUGUUAUCUUCCGUGGCCUAAUAUCGCCUACCACGUUCAUCAUAAUGCCGAGAUGGGACAUUAACGCCGUCCUAGAGCUUGUUCCGAGGUAUAAAGUGACGGCACUUGCCAUGGUUCCUUCCAUUGUCCACCAACUAGUCCAUCACCCAAAGAUCCGCCAGACGGAUCUCUCAAGCUUGACGUACCUCGGGGGCGGCGCUGCAUAUCUAUCUUGGGAGCUCAGACAGACGAUGCUCAAAUACGCCGGAAAAGUUCCUUAUUGGGCUGAAGGCUAUGGGAUGUCAGAAUGCUCUGUCUCAGCAAUGUGGGUCCCCCCACCGGGUAUCUUCGGCGGCCCCAAACCCGGCAUGACCGGCGUCCUCCUCGCAAACCAAGAAGCCCGCAUCGUCCGAGAAGACAUGUCGGAAUGCGACUGGAACGAGCCAGGCGAGCUGUUAUUGAGGGGUGGAAACGUCGCCAUGGGAUACUGGGAUAAUCCGAAGGCUACGAAGGAGACGUUCAUUGAGGGUGGGUGGUUGAGGACUGGGGAUAGGUUCUUGGCGAAGGAGGACGGGGGCCUUUAUUAUGUUGACCGGAUUAAGGACACCCUCAAGAUAUCUGGUAUCCAAGUCUCCCCUACAGAAAUCGAAGACACCCUCUUAUCGCACCCGUCCCAACCUCCCCUGAUUUCUGAUGUCGUCGUGGCGGGCGUCAUGCCCCUCAAUUCCCGACUCUCGGACGAACCGGUUCCCCGUGCGUGGGUCGUGCUCACUGAGGAGGGACGGAAGAUAGGGGCAGAGGAAGUGGUCAGGAAGCUGGAUGCGUGGCAUAAAGAGGCAUUGAGUAAGUAUAAGUGGUUGAGGGGUGGAUUUGGGAUAGUCGAUCAGAUUCCAAAGUCACCCACGGGGAAGGUCCUUCGGCGGCACCUACAAGAGGAGUAUAAGAGAUCGCUGCCUGCUCAGGCAAAGCUGUGAUCCUCGAUUCGUAUAUGCUCACAGCGUUUAUUGUCUAAUCACCAUACUUCAGCCUACCCACCAAUUCAUCAUCUCGUCCGCUUCAGGUUCCACAUCCAGCGCCACAGAACAUUGUGGCCGACACCUAUCUCUCAUGAUUCGAAAUGACUCUCGUGCUCGUGCUUUAUGUAUGUAUUAUACAAUGGCUCUGUAUGAUAUCUGUGUAUUUGGAUGACCUUCGGCUCCGU
Molecule: messenger RNA, 2010 nt
Organism: Stereum hirsutum FP-91666 SS1
Lineage: Eukaryota; Fungi; Basidiomycota; Agaricomycetes; Russulales; Stereaceae
Product: acetyl-CoA synthetase-like protein
Exons: 11
Coding region: 74-1783 (569 amino acids)
Biological process (GO): secondary metabolic process
Molecular function (GO): CoA-ligase activity
Source: RefSeq, a predicted model, not a curated record